Hymenoscyphus albidus is the source of this 612-nucleotide messenger RNA. Lineage: Eukaryota; Fungi; Ascomycota; Leotiomycetes; Helotiales; Helotiaceae. The record is from the annotation of a GenBank genome assembly.
AUGACCAUCCCAACCCACUCUCAACGUCUCAUAUAUUAUGGUAAACUCUCCUCGAGUCCUCCGAAUUCAACAGUACGUGAGUUGUUUAAACGUCGUCGAAAAUAUGCGACUUUCGUAACCGAGUAUGAGCAAUCUGGGUCAGCCAUCGCCAACCACGCCAAUUCCUUUGGGCCGCAAGCGAGUCAGCAAAAAGUGAAUGAAAGGCCACCACACUUGCUUGUCCAAAUUAUGCUGCACGCCGAGCAAACAGACGGGACCAGCGGUUCGAUUACGACUCACGAACUUGUUAUCUUUGCAAAGCAGGCUGCUCCGUACGCCAAACGGCUCAAAUGCACCAGAAGCCUCGGUGCGCCUUGCAGGAUUCUCUUGUCUCUUGUUGACUCGGACUAAGCUCCCAAAGCACAAUUCAAAAAGACUCAUAGUUGCGGGCGAUCAGGUCACUUCAACUGACCUUUCAAAGUAGAAGGCAUGCAAUGCUUGGAUACGAAGACUCUCUUUAUCACCAUAAACGCGCCUCUGCCAAUUCAGAGCUGUUCUAUCUCCGUUGAUCGAGAUUUCACCACGUUGAGUGUUCAAAUUCGGUAUAAAAACAAAGACGACCCGGCAAUCUGA